AUGACUGCUAAAGCACACAGCUCAGGAAACUCUCACAGCGGUGUUCACCCGUGGACUCAAGAUGUGGGUUUGAAGAAGCUGUGUACUCUUUUGAGGAAUGAAGGAGACCGCGUUCUCAGCGGCAGUUCUGCAUUUACCCUGACCACUGAAGUACUGACACGGCUGAACCAUGACUGCCGACGACACAGUAUCACCGAGAGUGACAUUGCUGCAGCAGAGAUAUCGCCAGGUGGCAGAAGCUUUUUACCUCUGGCAAGUAGACUGAGAGCCCAACAGGCAGCAGCCAGAGUUAAAGAGGAAUGGAGUGGUCAUGUUCAGUUCAUAAAGGAUUUCAUGUUGAGCACACCUAGUUUGAAACUGAUCCGGUACUCUGGCACGCUCAGCUCCCCAAUUUCCCUUCAUCGCUUCGGCAAUCUUACAUGCCUUCAGCUUCGAAAGGUGCCCAUACAUAUGGUGGAAGGUCUGCACCGCUUGCGUGGCGUCCUUGUCUCUGUGACAGUAUACAGAAGUGUGGACAAAGUCAAGGAUUUGCUGGAGUUCUGUGGAGGAGACAUGACUGCUGCGAUGGUGUGGCCUCAACUAAAAUAUGUCUCUUUCAUGUUUAAUUCCAUAUCUGCGCUGGAUGACUCAUUGAGACUUCUCACACAUGUUGAGGUGUUAGACCUAAGUCACAAUUCACUUGAGACCUGCGACAAGUUUUUAGAGACUCUGAAUAUUGAAAUAUUAUUGUUAGACUGUGUGAAUAUUGGAAUGUUAUUGUUAGACUGGGUAGAGGUGUUAACGGCUUUGCAAGAACUGGACUUGGGAGAAAAUUGCGUUAGUGACCACAGCCGAUUGAAUAAUUUAGCUUCCUUAGUUAGAUUAAAACAGCUGCAACUAGAUGGCAACCCUGUGUUUUAUCACAAACAGCACAGACUGUUAACAGUUGCCUGUUUGGCUUUGACGGCUGUUAGUCUCGAGUUUGAGCUAGACAAGAAGAGACUUACAGCAUCAGAAAUUUCAAAAGCAGCUGUGAAAAGAUGCAGAGCAUCACACUUGUCUUACAUUAGAGAGGUAACAGCCAGGAGUCAUACGCCAGAUAGUGGCUACUAUGUGUCAGCAUCUUCAGACAUUGGCACAGAGAAUGAAAGUGAAAAUUCAGUGGUGACUUAUACGAGUAAAAAGAAAGGCAGGCGCAAGAGACUAAAAGCCAGACACAUGGAAAUAUCUGACGCGGAGCACUCCGAGGACAUAUCUUCGAGUCGGGAUGUGACUCCAGGAACAACCCCCCACCCUCAGAGUCUUGAGCAGCAGCUGAAAGCCAGCAGAGAGGAGGCCAUGCACACACAGAGAGAGGUGGAGGAUCUCAGGAGGCAUUAUGGAUCUAACUGGCUACAGGCAAUUGAAGACAGAGAUAUAUUCAACAAGAAAAAAGCAGCCCUAGUCGCUCUAACAGUGGAGUCAUCGGACUUGGAAAACACUGAGUCGGAUAACGGCGGUGGCACCAAGUUUAUUAUUGGCUCUAAAAGUAACAGUGGUUUUGAUAAAAAAUCUGACACUAGAAGAGAAGAUGAUAAACACAGUACCUGCUGGUCAAAUAGGUGUGUUGAUGAGGAAGUCAUUCCGACAGAUGACGACCUGUACCUCACAGACACAGGCAUCAGAGACACGCAUAACCCAAUCAUGGCUGCAAUUGCCAGAUUGGCUGCUGGGCACUCAAGCGAUAGUACCGAUGAAGGGAAUAAAUCUGGCAUGGGGGUUGCAGCAUUCUCGUCUCUCAAGACUGAAGCAGAAAACAGUGAAAGUGAAGUUAGACAUUCUUUCAUUGGUGUAAUAACAAACCACAGUAGAUAUGUGUUGACAAAUGCACCAUCUUUUUCUGAAUUUGAAGCUUCAGAUAAUAUAGAUGCAGAAAUUGGCAGUAAAAAUGAUUUGGUUACAAACCACAAAACUGGGGAGAAUGAUACUAGACCUAUUUCACCAAGUAAUGUACCUCAGAUGGCUAACAAGUUCACAGGGAAUAAUGGGUCUCUGUGUUCCCAACCUGCUGAACUCAGUUCUCAGAGCGAAGCACUUGCUCCUAAAACAGUCAGGGAUCUUAACACUUCAGCCACAGGCAAAGCCAAGAUAGGUUUUGAUUGUACUCCAUCUCAGACUAGCCCUCCCAGCUCGCCGGAUUUGGUAGACGAAGAAGAGGAAGAAGUGAUAGAACCAGUGUUUGCAACACUUUCUUCGCAAGCCAACGAGAUGAUCAUCUUGUCUCUGACAGCUUCCUUCUUGGUCGAGAAGAAUAUCCAGGGGAAGGUGACAGAGAAGCUACAGCUGGCCAGUCUGACAGGCAUGGACUGGAGGAAGGUAACCAGACCACUCAACCAGUCCGAGAGCAGUGCAGAUGUUACAAGGCCAGAUGACCACGUGAAGUUGUUGAGAGGGGAAGCUGUGGACAUGGCUGAGAGCUUUCAGCUAGACCUCAAGUUUGACUAUGUAAGGAGAAAUCGGCAGAGCCGAAGCUAUAUCGUGGAUGCCACAGAUGGAAAUGUAAUUCUUGGAUACCUUCAGCCUUUCUUAGAAUCAAGGGAGGAUCGGGAGAAAGCCAAGAUUAUGGUUCCCAUGCAGUGCCUUAAAUGCAAUCGGACAUUUCUGAAGAGUGAAUUGAUCCAGCAGAGAAGCCAGUUGCCAACUUCAGGAAGUAGCAAGGAUAUACAGUCCCUCCAAGAGUUGUUGAACAAAACUACCAUGCUGUGUCCCAAAUGUGGAAGUUCACUCAUCAUUGAGCUCCAGCAACCGCCCUCCACUGACAAGUCAACAGGGUCUGCCAUGUCAACACCUGUGGGAUCAUACGCCUCUUUGACUGGGGGCUACAUGGACCAGGUCAAGAGACCUUCUUCUCUUGCACGGAAGAAAAGCUUGGAUAUGACAACAGCAGUCAGAGACAGAACUAGUGCCCUUAUCACAGACACGAGGGUCGUGCACACUUCUAUGGAUCAGAAGAUAACAGAGAAAAAGGUGAGCUUCUGUGUGUAG
Molecule: messenger RNA, 3003 nt
Organism: Candidula unifasciata
Lineage: Eukaryota; Metazoa; Mollusca; Gastropoda; Stylommatophora; Geomitridae
Source: the annotation of a GenBank genome assembly